AUGGGUUUGUUGAUAAGUUCAAAGCUCGAUUGGUUGCUAAAGGGUACAAUCAACAAGAAGGCGCCCCGAGCUUGGUAUGAGGAGCUCUUUAAAGCACUUAUUUCUCUAGUUUUGGUUGAUGUCGACAACAUUAUUGUGACUGGGAACAAUAAUGUAGCAUGUCAAGCUCUUAUUCAGCAACUCAGUGAGAAAUUUCCUGUCAAAGACUUAGGCUUUUUGCAUUAUUUUCUUGGGUUAGAGGUUAAACACACUGCUUGUGGUUUAUUCUUGUCUCAAACUAAGUAUGCUUGUGAUCUUCUCCAACGAACUGAUUUUCUUGGUGCCAAACCAUGUGCCACUCCCUUGGGGUCCUACAAAAUAGACAAUUCUGGAAUGUUGCUUUCUAAUCCUACUUUCUAUAGAUCUACCGUUGGUGCUCUUCAAUACUUGACAUGGACACGGCCUGAUUUGUCCUUUGAUGUUAAUCUGGUAUGUCAACAUCUUCACCAACCUCGCACUAAUCAUUUAGGUGUUGUAAAGAGAAUCCUUAGAUAUCUUAAAGGUUCUCUUGAUAUGGGAAUCUGUUUUCGCAAAGGCCCCCUUGUAAUGCAGCCCUAUUAUGAUGCAAAUUGGGCAGGAUGCCCCUUAGAUCGUCGAUCUACUAGUGGUUGGUGUGUUUUUCUUGGUUCAAAUUUAAUUUCUUGGUCUGCCAAGAAGCAACCAAUAGUUUCUCACAGUUCUACUAAAUCUGAGUACAUAGGUACUGCCAUGACUGCUGUUGAACUUGUUUACAUUGCUAUGUUGUUUAAAGAUAUUGAUUUUUAG
Messenger RNA from Prunus armeniaca (apricot), 804 nucleotides. NCBI's taxonomy places the organism in Eukaryota, Viridiplantae, Streptophyta, Magnoliopsida, Rosales, Rosaceae. The record is from the annotation of a GenBank genome assembly.